Exophiala xenobiotica is the source of this 2145-nucleotide messenger RNA. RefSeq lists its product as uncharacterized. Gene Ontology annotation, biological process: entrainment of circadian clock by photoperiod; circadian regulation of gene expression. The transcript has a single exon. Lineage: Eukaryota; Fungi; Ascomycota; Eurotiomycetes; Chaetothyriales; Herpotrichiellaceae. The record is from RefSeq and is a predicted model, not a curated record. Gene Ontology annotation, molecular function: FAD binding; DNA binding. Gene Ontology annotation, cellular component: nucleus; cytoplasm. The coding region runs from base 1 to 2145 and encodes 714 amino acids.
AUGGCAGCAAAAUUCAAGCGGGCUCCAGCACCCGCACCAGCACCAGCACCCUCCUCGUCAGGAUCCGGCCCACGCGUGUUGUACUGGUUCCGCACCGACCUGCGUCUGCACGACUCUCCGGCCCUGGCGCAUGCUCUGUCCCUGAACCCUUCACACCUCAUUCCCUUGUGGACAUGGGAUCCGCACUACGUGUACCGCCAGCGAGGGUCCGCCAACCGCUGGGCCUUCCUGGUCGCGUGUAUGCGCGAUGUAUCCGGGUCGCUGACCAGACUCAACCCAAGACAGAAACUACACGUCGUCCGUCGCGCGCCCGGCAAGGUCAUCGGGCUCUUGCUGAGGAAGUGGAAGAUCGACGUGCUCGUGUUCGAGAGGGAUACCGAUGCGUAUGCGAGAAUGAGGGAUGCCGAGGUCACACGCGUCGCGGAGGAGUUGGGUGUGAAGGUGAUGAGCGUCUGCGGGAGGACGCUGUUUGAUAGUGAUGAACUGGUUAAGCAGAACGCUGGGAGGCCGACUAUGAGUAUGAGCCAGCUGGUGAAGGCGGCGGAGAAGAUCGGGGAUGGAAAGCCUGCGAGACCGCUGGAAGCGCCGAAGAGCUUGCCAGAUCCGCUUGGUGAAGGGGAGAUGGAUCUGUCGGACCUGGAGAGCGAGACUGGACACGGUGCAGAUCAAGAGCCCAAGUUCGCGGGCGAGGGAGAGGGAGAUUUUAAUGCUGUGCAGCGGACCCUGGGAGGGGACAAGAAUGUCCAAUUCAGCGUUGGACUUAUGGGGCCGCAGAAAUCCUUUAGUGUGCCGACGUUGGAAGAGAUGGGUAUUGAUCCCGCGAGUGUAACGACGCCUCAUGUGGGUGGGGAGGGUGCAGGACUGGCAGUGUUGCAGAAAUACAUUGACAACGAGGAAUAUGUGGGGACCUUUGAGAAGCCGGCGACGGCGCCGACGGACUUUGAUCCACAAGCGACGACGCUACUCUCGCCUCAUAUGCAUUUUGGCAGUGUCAGUGUGAGAAAGUUCUGGUGGGACGUGCAGGAUGUCUUGGAGAAGAGGAGGAAGGAGAAGAAGCACAACAGCAGCGAGCCAGUGAAUUUACCUGGUCAAUUGUUGUUCAGAGAUAUGUACUUCGCCGCACAUGCGAAAGUCGGAGUGCCGUUUGGACAGGCGGUGGGAAACCCAGUCGCGAGGUUCAUUCCCUGGCAUCUGCAAAGUAAUUAUACGAUCGAUGGAGAGGGGAAUUAUCAGUCGGACGGGACGUAUAUGGUCGAUGACCCGCAAGCGGAGGAGUAUUUCAGGCGGUGGAAGGAAGGGCGAACAGGGUUUCCCUGGAUUGAUGCACUGAUGAGGCAGCUCAAGCAGGAAGGAUGGAUUCAUCAUCUGGGAAGACAUGCUGUUGCGUGUUUCCUGACACGGGGCGGGUGCUAUGUGUCUUGGGAGAGAGGCGCAGAGGUGUUUGAAGAGUGGUUGAUCGAUCAUGAAAUCGCUUGCAACGCGGGCAAUUGGAUGUGGCUAUCGUGUACCGCAUUCUUCUCGCAGUUCUACAGGUGUUAUUCACCCGUGGCGUUUCCAAAGAAGUGGGAUCCAGAAGGGAACUUCGUCAGGCGGUAUGUGCCGGAGCUGGACAGGUUUGAUAAGAGAUACAUCUACGAACCGCACAAGGCGCCCAUUGCGGAUCAGAAGAGCUGGCGUUGCGUUAUUAAAGGAGAUGGGACCGAGAAGGGAAAUAGCGAAGUCAGGGUGUAUCCGAAGCCGAUGUUCGAUUUCAACGAGCGGAGGCAGUUUUGUAUUGAUAAGGUCAAGGAGGCGUAUCAUGUGGGACUCUAUGGAGAUGACGAAACGGUGAAGAGUGGUGGGUGGAAGAAGCUGUUUGGUUAUGAUGAUCGAGGAGCCCGGAGGAAGGAGGAGGCAAAUGGUGGAUUUGGCGGUGGCGUGAAGAGGAGGAGGGAUGAGGAGGACACCGAGGAGCAUGAUCUUGAUCUGGGCGGAAAUGAUGAUCAUGGUGAUGAGAGGGAGGAACGACGCGAACACAAGGCUGCGAAGGAGCAGGAUCGUGGCAAGAAGGGCCAGCAGAAAACCUUGGAUGCAAUGCUGACUAGGAAGAAGAAGAAGAAGGAGCAGAUUGGUCUCAAUGUGUCUACAUCUAUCUCGAAUGCAUAA